UUGUCUCAAAAUUAAGAAGUCUUUUCUUCUAUCUUUCAUUUUCCUGAGCAAUAUAAUAUCUGUCUUCCUUUUAAAGAAAUUGAGGAUAUGGAUAUGGAAGAGAAGGCUUUUGCUUCUACUUUUGUUUACAGAGGCCAUAAAAUCACAGACAGCCUGGAAGAGAAAGUUUCAGUCUUUCUUCAUGAAGAAGAUUUUCAUCCCUCUGAUCCUUCUUUUGAUGGUGAGGAUGAUGGUGAUGAUUUGCAGGACUCCAUGGAAAGAACCUUAUAUUGGGAAUCACAAGAAGCCUUGCUUCAGGAGGUUUUGGAGCGUUGUAGCUUAACAGGUUUAAAGAUAAGACAAGAGAUUAGCAGAAUCAUAGAGAAAGCAAAAGAGAUAGAAUAUUGCCACUGUGUGAAGCUUAGCUCUAAUGGCUGCAGCUCCUGUUUGAGAGUAAAGGUUGUUGAUUUGUUGUCUCUAAAAGGGUUCAAUGCAUCUCUUUGCACAUCCAAGUGGAAGAACACUCAAAAGUUUCCAGGAGGGAAGCAUGAGUACAUUGAAGUAAUUGUAAACACAAGUGGGCGCAAGAAGCAAAUCACAUACCUAAUAGAAUUGGAAUUCAAAGACCAAUUUGAGAUUGCAAAAGCAUGUGAUGAGUACAAGAAGCUCAUAGCUCAAUUACCAAAAUAUUACAUAGGGAAAGCAGACUAUCUAAAUGCCAUUGUUGGUAUUAUAUGUGACUCAGCCAAGAGAUCAAUGAAGGAGAAGAAAAUCCAUAUGGGUCCAUGGAGAAAGAGAAGCUUCAUGCAAAUGAAAUGGUCAAAUUCUUCCUCGAAAGGUUUGAUCGAUGAAUCUCGAAUGCACUUCUCUGCAGCUCCUGCUAUGAUAUGCACCUAAGUAGAUGAUCACUGGACAAACAAUUGGGAAAACAGGAAAAAAAGAAUAAGCAUUACUGGUUUUGACAGCGAAGAAAGAGAAAAUUUUGACUCCUAUAGUUUGUAAUUUGCUAUAUAUAUGUAUAUAUAUAUAUGCAAAAUACUGGUAGUGUACUACUGUGUUUAUGUGCCAAUAGAAUCAAGAAAUGAGCAUUUGCAAUUGCGAUUUUGCGGCAUUUGAGAGGAGAUGAGAUGAGAUGCUUAAGUAUUAGCAAUUAUAGGUUAAUGUUAUGUGUGUGUGUGUGUGUGUGUGUGUAAUCUAGUAGAGAGAACAGUCUAUUACCAGGGAAAAACCCUUCUUUUCUUUCUCGUUUUUUAUUUUUUAUCAGAAAUGUAUUUACUUCUUGUUUUUUACUAUGAUACUAUUCUAUGUAAUGAAGCAGAUGACUUUCAGAGAACUUUCUUAUUA
Jatropha curcas is the source of this 1323-nucleotide messenger RNA. RefSeq lists its product as hypothetical. Lineage: Eukaryota; Viridiplantae; Streptophyta; Magnoliopsida; Malpighiales; Euphorbiaceae. The record is from RefSeq and is a predicted model, not a curated record.